AUGAUUGACCACAGUCCACCUCCAUCCACGCCCGCCAGCCCAUCGGGCCGUGGUGAUCAGCCGCAGAAUUACCUUCGCAUCCCAGGCCUCCUUUUCGACAACGUCCCAGCACUAAUCCCGCAAGAGCACUCUGCAGCCCUCAAGUUUCUCCAGCCCUCCGAUGUCGACCUCGGCAUGUCAUACGGCGAGUACUACACCCUUCUAGAGCCUUUUGACCGUGUAGCCCGCAAGCUCGUCGAUGUGUUUGACUACUGCAUCCAGGUUCUCAGACACGGUGCCGAGUCGGUCGCCCUGCCUUCGCAUUCUACCUUUACUAAUUCAUACUCCCAUGAUUCCAUCUUGGUCCUCCCUGACUUUUGGGACGGGUUUUUUGACCAGGUGCUUGAUUGUCUGGGUCACGCUGGGGAAAAUGUUGGUCUGUGUUCGCUUGAUGUCAUGUGGAUUGUGUGA
Molecule: messenger RNA, 450 nt
Organism: Colletotrichum spaethianum
Lineage: Eukaryota; Fungi; Ascomycota; Sordariomycetes; Glomerellales; Glomerellaceae
Exons: 1
Coding region: 1-450 (149 amino acids)
Source: RefSeq, a predicted model, not a curated record